Malassezia globosa CBS 7966 is the source of this 705-nucleotide messenger RNA. RefSeq lists its product as uncharacterized. The transcript has a single exon. NCBI's taxonomy places the organism in Eukaryota, Fungi, Basidiomycota, Malasseziomycetes, Malasseziales, Malasseziaceae. Gene Ontology annotation, biological process: protein deubiquitination; ubiquitin-dependent protein catabolic process. Gene Ontology annotation, molecular function: cysteine-type deubiquitinase activity. Gene Ontology annotation, cellular component: cytoplasm. The record is from RefSeq and is a predicted model, not a curated record. Bases 1 to 705 code for a protein of 234 amino acids.
AUGACGACGGCCAGUGCACCGACAUCAUGGGUGCCGCUCGAGGCGAAUCCAGACUUGUUUAGCACGUGGUGCGAGACAUUAGGCCUCGAUACGUCGAAGUAUGCAUUCUAUGAUGUGUUUGGUCUUGACGAUGAGCUCUUGGCGAUGGUGCCUCAGCCUGUGGAAGCGGUCCUAUUUCUAUUUCCACUGACAUCGCGCAUCGAAGCGCAUCGAAGCGGACUACAAAAGAAGGCUGAUGAAAAAAGCGAGCUUCUUUGGUUUCCACAGACGAUCGGCAAUGCAUGCGGCACCAUAGGUCUGCUGCACGCUAUUGCCAACUCGGCGGCAGCUCAAGCGAUUCGACCAGAGUCGGUAUUAGCGCACCUGCUUGCUAGGGCGCGAUCUGUUCCUCCUGCUGAACGAGCUAAUCUUUUGCUUCAAUGUGAAGACCUUCGAUCAGCUCACGCAUCCACCGCUGCGCAGGGCCAAACAGCCGCACCGACGGCGGAAGAUGACGUCGAUUUGCACUUUGUUGCCUUUGUACGCAGUUCGACUGGUGCGCUUGUUGAGCUAGAUGGUCGUCAGGAUGGUCCUGUUGAGCGCGUUCCAUACAUUGAGCGCAAUGAGCUGCUAUCCAGGACAGCACACGUUAUUCAGCAGGAUUACAUGGCUGUUGAUCCGGAUCAGGUCCAAUUUUCCGUCGUAGCGCUGAGCCAAAGUGUGUAA